Molecule: messenger RNA, 3119 nt
Organism: Prunus persica (peach)
Lineage: Eukaryota; Viridiplantae; Streptophyta; Magnoliopsida; Rosales; Rosaceae
Exons: 3
Coding region: 2599-3000 (133 amino acids)
Source: RefSeq, a predicted model, not a curated record
AGUAUGUCCUUUUGCAGGGAGUGCAUUGACAUGUUUUGUUGGUUGCUGAGCCUGCCUGUGGAAAGUGUUGUGCAAAUAUCACUUUCAUGUUCAUAUUUUUCCUGACAAUGCUCUUAUAGCUGAAUGUGGAGAGUUUGGUUCAUCAAAAUUGUUCCAAAAGUACUUUAAUCCUUGUGUGUUCACAUAUUAACUUACAGGGUUUAGCUAAGAGUUGGGAAACUCUUAUAGGGUCUCUCUUUCAAUGCUGCAUCACCUCAUGACUAAUUUUGAGCAGCAGCGUUGUUUGGUAGUGUAUUAUUAGUUUAUGCUACCUAAUAGCAUCAAGACCUUCAGUAUAAGCAUGCCAUUGUUGUUAUUCUGGUCCUGAUUACUGGAACGAUGGCAGCAAUGGUCAUCUCCUGUGUAUUCGCUACCGUUAUUUGGUUUCUUGUAUGGUGUUUUUUCAUUUGCCUCUGUUAUGUUCUUUGGCUGAAGCCAAAGAGUAAAAGACUAAUUUAUCCAUUCUCUUUAAUAUUUGGGCACAUUGUUGGAAUGAAGAGGAUGGUGUCAAUGGACCUACAAGCUGAUGGUGGGAAAACUAGAAGGAAACCUCACAUCUUACUGUUCUCUAACUCAAAUUCCCGUAUUUCAAGCUGUUGACUGAGCAAUUUGGUAAAGUAUUUCAUCCUGGCACAGACUGUUGUUUUGUUAAGUUUCCAACUUAGUUAUGUAUGUUAUAGUUGUAGAAAAUAGUCUAAUGGUCUGUUAAUCUUGUGGUAUGCAUUCCAUUUGAGUAUGGACUGCGACAGGGAGGGGCAUUAUAUGAGAGGGGGAAGGAUGCCACCCAUUGCCAAAAAGAAAAAGGCCAGGGACAGUAGAACUAACUUUCUGCCUGGAGCAUGUCUUGGACCUUCAAGUUGUCUCUGUUCUUGAAAGUUUCUUUGUGGUAUUUUUUGUUGGCAUUCAACGCCAAAACAGUUAGACUUGUUCCCAAGAUUUAUAAUCUGGUCUGUAAUGACUUUGAACUCUUUCACUGGAAGCCCUACUGCUCAGUCUGGUUGGUCCUCAAAUACUAGAACUACUGAAAUUGCAGGGAGGAUCGGCACCUUGUUAGGGAAUUCUCUUCAGAUCAUUUGACUUGGGUAAACCUGCUCAUCCUCAGAAGGAUUGGCACCCUUAUUAUUAAGGUCAUUACAACAAAUGGCGCACAUUGGUCCCAGUAACGAAAAACAAAAAGCUCCCCAGCUUUACAUGUGCAAAGUGAAGGUAUUUCAAGAUGGGAGAUUUAGGCUUGUUGACUUAACUUGGAUUUUGGCACUGCAAUGCUUAUUGGAGUAAAUAAAGUUGGAAUCAUGCAGGAUUUGUUAAUUGUUGAAUCUACAAAUAUGCUGGUCAAAACUUGCGAAUGUGCUAAAAUGGAUGGCUGAACCUCUGAUUUGCUCGUGGACGGUGUUUGGUAUUGACUAUGAUGAAAGAAUACAAAUAUUUUUUCAGGGUAAUGAUCAUAUUAAGGCCAUGAUGAGUACAAGGACUACUCGUGGAGUUUGCCUUGUUAAGGUUGAGGUGUUUAACAUGCACAACAGUGGAGUGUGAAGCUAAAGUGGCCAUGUUGAAUGCUCCCUCAUUCUUCACCUCUUAUAUUCAUUUGAGUCAGAUUUUCACAAACUGAGAAAAAUAAAAUGGUCUGGAGACUAGAGAAGGAGAUCUACUUAAUAAUUGUGGACAGUUUGCAGGAGGGUGCAGACAGCCAUUCUGGUGUCUUGUUACAUGUGAUCAUGCAAGUUGCUACUUGCCAAGAACGGUGAGCUUGGACAUUCCACAGAUGACCAAUUUAUAGUUCACAUAACUGCAAGGACAUCUUCCUGGCUGCAUCUGAGUUCACUUCCAUUGCUGCAACAUGGGUUUGAUGGUAAUGGCAUCACAUCCUGAGCAGCGAUAUGAUAUAUGCACGGUCCCAGAAGUUCCCGGGGGUCACCUUCCUGAUGCAGCAGUUAUAGGCUUGGCAAGUUGAAAGUAGUAUGUAAUUGUUCGUAGGCUAUAACCAAGCUUAUUUGGAAUCUUGGUUUGUAACCAACAACUGAAAAUAGUGGUCGAUUGUUUUCCAAUAUUUCUUGCUAAGAGACCAAUUUGCGUGCCUCAGCUUUGCUUUACAUGCCUUUUGGUUUUCCACUAUUUCUUGGUCUCAAAGAGAUGAACUUCUCUCUACAUAUAAUUACCUUUGAAGAUCCAUUGGAUUGCCAACUACAGCCACAUUCCAUGAUUUGGUUUUCAGAAUUCAUCUUCACCUCCUACACUACCUGAGUUUCUCCAUCCUAGACUUGACAGUGGAACUUGGACUGGUUCAUCAAAUAAAUUUGAAUAUUCAUUAAUUGACCUUUUUCUGUGGUGGAUGAAAGUUUAAUUAAUUAUUACAGAAGAAAAUCGUGAGAGCCUCUAAGGCGCGAACGAUGCAACUGAACCAACAACCAAGGGACAAUUUUGUAAUAACAAUAAAAAACCAUGAAAAAUUGAAAAUGAUCAGCAACACUCAACGUGCUUCCACCCCCUUAUCUUCCGUCCCAUAAAUGUUGUUAACACACUGAACCCACCUUCCUCCACAAACCUCCACAACUUCGUGACAUGUCUCUCCCGUUCUUCCACUCACUUCUCCGAGCCCUCACGUCCAGGUGGCCGGUUUUUCUCUAUGCGGCCACCUGGACUCUUUUUCUGACGGUGACAGUGGCCGUGGCUUCUUUCUCUCCUGAGAUUGCAUUCGUCACGGCCAUAUCUCCCUCCUCGCCCUUCUCCAAGUCUUGUGCUGGAGAGGGGUUUGUUAGAAUACCCUUGGAUUAUCCAAGAGAGGCAAUGUGCUUCCCGACUAACAUGGUUCGGAGGUCCAACUUGGAUUUCUUUGUGCCUACGGUGUUUGCUGCUUUGAUUGUGGCGGGUUCGGCUUUUGUGGUGCGGUCCUUGGCCUUGUGGGAGGGGACAGAGAGACGCAGAGAGGUUGAUGAUGGCUUGAUGUUGUUCUCUAGAAACUAAUAUAAAGUUCCAUGUAAUUCUUUUUUAGAUGCUUCAAUAGCUCAAUGGUUUUACUUCUUUAUUUUCUUGGAUUACAUUUCAGAUUAUAUCCAUGGUUAACUUGUUAAGUUUAUGGCGAA